GCCUGCUGCUGCUGCUUCACUCUGAGCAUCACCCAGGGAGACGGCGAUGUACAUCUCACACAGGUGGAGCCUGAAAGCACCGUCUGUCAAGUGAGCGGACACCUCGUGACGACCACCUCUCCGUCUCUUCCCCUCUCCAUCACCCGGCGUCAUGGCCGAAACCGAGGAGGUGCAGCAGGCCAGUCUGUCGGACCUGGAGAUCAUCUCCCAGCCAGCGGAGGACGAGAACCAGUACUUGACUCCUCCGGUCCAGCUGGUGAGUUUCAGCUACAGAGAUCUGCCCCUCGCGGCUCUGGACCUCUCGCUGGCCGGCUCGCAGCUCCUCUCCAACGCAGACGAAGACGAAAACAGGGAAGGGUCCAACUGGCUGAAGCCCUGUUGCGGUCGGCGCGUGGACCUGUGGCAAGUCUGUAUGCUCAGCGCUGGUUUCAACUGCAUCCUGGUGGCCUGCGUCAUCCUGGUGGUGCUGUUCCUGUCGUUGGAGCUGCUGAUAGACACCAAACUAUUACAAUUUUCCAACGCAUUCCAAUUUGCCAGCAUCAUCCACUGGAUCAGCCUUAUCAUCUUAUCGCUCUUCUUUUCAGAGACCGUCUUCAGAAUCGUCGUGCUCGGGAUCUGGGACUACAUCGAGAACAAAGUUGAGGUGUUUGACGGUGCCGUCAUCGUGCUGUCCCUGGCCCCCAUGGUGGCCUCCACGGUGGCCAACGGGCCCAGCAGCCCCUGGGAUGCCAUCAGCCUCAUCAUCACUCUCCGUAUCUGGAGGGUCAAGAGGAUCAUCGACGCGUAUGUGCUACAAGUCAAAGUGGAGAUGGAAUUGGAGAUCCAGCAGUGUGAGAAGACCAAGGCUGUGAGAGAGGAGCAGCUGGAGCAUCUCACUCAGAUCUGCCAGGAACAGGCUUUUGAGAUCCGACAGCUGAGGGCCCACCUGGCCCAGCAGGACCUGGACCUCGCGGCGGAACGCGAAGCCGCCAUGCAGAUUCAUCACGUGUGGGGCAAACAGGGCCGGAGCUUUCAGGUCGUGGAAGGCUCGACUCCCGGGGAGUCUGACGACGAGGGCGGCCAGAGAAACCCCCGAGAGCCUCGCGGCACCGCAGAUCCAGUUGUGCGUGAUGACAUGAACAACUACAUCAGCCAAUACUACAGUGAAGCAAGCAGUGAUACUGGACCGUUUGUCUUGGGUUCCCGGGUCAUCACCAUGGCAGCCAUCGACGUCCACCUCCCCACCAAUCCAAACCCCCUCCAGUCGAACCACAUGCUGGCGAUGGAGCGGGUGGGCAGCGUGGUGAGUGACAUCUCAACCAGCGUGUCGCGGUCCAGCGGCAGCCUGGCGGCCCGGCCGCUCAGCCUGAGCGGCCACAACCCGGCUUCCUCCACGACGGACUGCAGCAGCAGCAGCGCGGCUCAGGACCUCGCGUUGAGCUUCGGCCCUCCGUCCUACUCCUCGGGCCAGGACCCCUGCCGGGACCCCGGCAAGGUGGUGCAGGAGCUACUCUCCUCCCUCUCGGAAGACUCCUGCCUUGCUCAAAAGGGCCUGGCGGUGGACCCCGUCAACCUGAAGCUUCCCAGUCCCACCGGCUCAGGAAAGGCCAGCCCCGAGCUGGACAACAGAAUAAACAUCUUCAACCGCAGGAACCAGGAGGAGAGGCGAGGCCGGGGGAGGGGCUGCGUACUGUUGCAGACCAAGCCGCUGAUCCACCUGCAGAGCAGCACCACCGAGCCAUCCCUGGAGGAGAAGUACCGGCUCCUGGGGCCAGCUGACACGCCUCUGGGGCACAUGUCCGAUACAUAAAGCUGCAUUUACGCAGGAACAGAAUCUUUUCCUUUAUUUUACUGCCCACCUUGUUUGGCAUAUAUCUGAAAUCUUGUGGCAGGACAAAGCCAAUAAGACUUAGAAAUGUGAUUUUUUUUCGUUCUGUCGCUGUGGAAUUCCAAUUCAUUCAGAGGAAGCUUGAGCGUAAGCUUGGAGCUAACACCGAUGCUCCUAAACGUCGUGUGUUCAGAAGUGGAAGAAGUAGAGAUGACAAUAACAGCUCUUAGGCCCUUUUUGCCGUAAUGUCCAACCUCCCAUGUUCCUCAUUGGUGGAUUUUAAAAAAUCUGAAAUUCCCCUAU
Messenger RNA from Pseudoliparis swirei, 2110 nucleotides. Its product is annotated as transmembrane protein 266-like. The coding region runs from base 152 to 1789 and encodes 545 amino acids. The record is from RefSeq and is a predicted model, not a curated record. Gene Ontology annotation, molecular function: voltage-gated channel activity. The transcript is spliced from 11 exons. Gene Ontology annotation, cellular component: plasma membrane. NCBI's taxonomy places the organism in Eukaryota, Metazoa, Chordata, Actinopteri, Perciformes, Liparidae.